This is a messenger RNA of Trachymyrmex septentrionalis, 2617 nucleotides long. RefSeq names its product glutamate receptor ionotropic, kainate 2-like. Gene Ontology annotation, cellular component: postsynaptic membrane; plasma membrane. NCBI's taxonomy places the organism in Eukaryota, Metazoa, Arthropoda, Insecta, Hymenoptera, Formicidae. The record is from RefSeq and is a predicted model, not a curated record. Gene Ontology annotation, biological process: monoatomic ion transport; modulation of chemical synaptic transmission; synaptic transmission, glutamatergic. Gene Ontology annotation, molecular function: transmitter-gated monoatomic ion channel activity involved in regulation of postsynaptic membrane potential; glutamate-gated receptor activity.
ACGUAUCCAUGGCCAAAUGCGACGAAUAAAAAUCGGAGCAAUUUUUCACAAAGGCGAAGAAGAUCUUCAAUCUGUAUUCUCAAGAGCAAUCUCUGACACAAAAAACGAAAACUAUGGACUUGCAUUUGAACUUGAAGCAGUCACUAAGUACAUCGAAGGCAGUACCGACAGCUUUACGACUGCUAUAGCUGCUUGUAAACUUCUUGAGGAAGGUGUGGCAGCCAUUUUCGGGCCUUCAAGUCGGUAUACUAGUAACAUAGUUGCGAGCAUUGCUGCGAGAUUUCAUAUUCCGCAUAUAGAAUAUGUUUGGCGAGAAAGCGAAGGAAAGAAAAACCAGAAGAAGACUUCAUCAUCAAUGACUAUAAACAUAUUUCCUGCCAGUGAACAAGUCAGCCAGGCUAUCGCCGAUGUCAUUGAUUCAAUGAAUUGGCAAAAAUUCGCAGCGAUUUACGAAACUGAUGAAGGACUGUCACGUCUUCAGAAAACUUUGAUUCUAAAAGGAGACUACAACGAUCCGAUUAUACAUACAGCAUGGAAGCUUGACGAAGGACCAGAUUAUCGCUCAAUGCUUAAACAGAUACGCUAUCUACCAGUGCGCAAUAUAAUUAUCGAUGUUAAGCCGGAAAAUAUCAUGGAAGUGCUGUAUCAGGCAAAGGAAGUCAGUUUAUUAGAAGAUUAUUCCGACUUCGUAAUUACAUAUUUGGAUUCAUCCACGCUACCUAUUGUCGAGAUAAUAAAUGGUACCUUUAAUAUCACCGGACUAAGCAUAAGAAAAAAUAAUGACAUAGAAGGAAUUGAUUCGCUAGAUUCAGCGGUCCUCUAUGACGCAGUAUUUUUGUUGCAUACAGCAUUAAAGACUCUAAAUGUAAAAAAUAUUGAAAAUGAAAUAGGUAUGUCUAUUGAUCCUAUAUCACUUUCUUGUACUAAUAGUACUAGAAAGUAUCAAGUAGGACCUAAUAUUAUUAGCAUUAUGCGAGAGAUAUCAAAGAGAGGAAAGAUAACAGGCAUUAUGUAUAUUGAUGAAUACGGUCGUCGACGAGAUUUCAAUGUAACAAUUUUGAACUUUCAACAUUUGGAUAUAAUAGAAACGAGUUAUUGGGAUACUAAUGGUAUACAUAACAUACCGCCUACGAUGGAGGAAGAUUUAUAUUUAUACAAAAGAUUCGUAGAAGAGAGAAUAUUCAAGAUUAGCGUAACCGUAAAUGCACCCUACAUUAUGGAAGUGAUCGAUGGUUCAACGCGAGGAGUAUUAAUUGGUCAAAAACGCUAUGAAGGUUAUUGCAUCGAUCUGAUUAAUAAAAUCGCAGAAUUUCUAGAGUUUAAAAGCGUAGUAUUCCAACUUGUAACUGAUGGAUAUGGCAAUUAUAAUCCACAAACGAAGACUUGGAAUGGUCUAAUCAGAAGCAUUCUGGAUUAUGAAGCCGAUUUUGCUGUAUCCGAUUUAACGAUAACACCCCUCCGCAUGGCCGUUGUGGAUUUCAGUUUGCCUUUCAUGAUUACGGGUUUUAGCAUAAUAAUUAGCAAACCGGAAAAGCACACGUCAUCUUUUUUCCCAGUCUUGAUGCCUUUCUCUAUAGAAGUAUGGCUCUCCAUGGCUAUUGCUUGUUUCGUCGUAUCGAUAAUGUUAUUUCUUCAGGCAAAAAUGACACCUAGGAAAUGGAACAAUCGGCAUCUAUGCAAUGCUGAUCCUGAAGAAAGUAAUUUUAACUUCAAAAAUUCGUUCUACUUGACUACUGGUUCUUUUAUGCAACAAAGUUCAAACAUACGGACCAAAGCAUCAUCUCUGCGCAUGCUUGCAAGUAUAUGGUGGUUCUUUACUUUGAUUAUGUACAGCUCAUAUACAGCGAAUCAAGCUGCCUUUCUCAAUAUGGACAAAAUAUCUAUUAAAGGAAUUGAGGAUCUGCCCAAACAGAUAAAAAUUAAAUAUGGUGCACUAAAGAAUGGCGCAACAGCAGCAUUCUUCAAAAAUUCGAAUCACUCAACGUACCAACAAAUGUGGAUUGCAAUGGUGAAUUCUAGCCCAAGCGUAUUCGCAUCAAGUUAUGAAGAAGGUAUCUAUCGAGUUCUCCGCGGCGAAGGACGAUAUGCCUUUCUCAUGGAAAGUGGUGCUAUUGAAUAUAUUACGAAGCGCCAAUGCAAUCUAAUUAAAAUAGGCAACGUAGUCGAAAAGAACAGAGGCUAUGGCAUUGCUAUGCCACGCAAUUCUCCAUAUAGAAUACCGAUUAAUCGUGCGAUCCUAAAGCUGGGUGAGACAGGUACACUGGCGGAAAUCAGAAAAAAAUGGUGGGAAGAAAGAGGAGGAGGUUUGUGCAAAAAAGAUGAAAUGGAAAAUGAUGAAAGGACAAACCAAUUAGGGAUGGCAAGUCUGAAAGGUGUAUUUUUCGUUCUAAUGUGUAGUUGCAGCGCUUCAUUCUUUAUCGCAAUUUGCGAAUUUCUGUGGAAUGUACGUAAAGUCGCUGUGACAGAGAAGAUCACGACGUGGAAAGUGCUAGUUGCCGAGUUAAAAUUCGCCGUAAACGUCUUCGCAAUUACGAAACCCGUUAAAAUUACCAAAAGCAGCAACAGUACAUAAAAUUCUAGGGAUGGUGGACUUGACGGCGCUUCAUCUACGGCUUGA